AUGACCGUCAUAAUGAAGCUCCUCUCGGUCCUCCUCUUCGCUAUGGCGGCCCUUGCCGACCCGGUCACCACCUUCAUCCCCGGCGACACCGCCGUUCCCGACGACAUCAACAUGGGCGCUGACGACGAGGGCGGUAAAUGCGGCGUGAAGGUCCAACUACGCCAAGAUUGCAUCAUAGGAGGGAAAACCUUCUACACCGGCUACAUACACUGCCUCACUGACACGGCGAACUGGUGUCGCCUCUUCAAUAAGCCGGAUGGCGGUCCCUCAAAGCCCGCGGAGAUGAAAUUCGGCUACAACGACACGACCUACUACGGAACCCAGCUAGAAGAGUGGGCCCACUGGCUGAAGAUCGGACCGGUCAAGGAUGCGAGGCUCCAGUUCGGCUACAACGCAUGCAAUUGGGAUAUGUUCAAGGGAGGCGACUGCUCGAGGUGCACACACGGCGACUGGUCGGCGAAAGACCUGAAGUGCGACGAGCAGGGAGGUGGGAAGGUGGGAAGUUUCAGAACUAUGAAUGUCACCUGCACGUUCGACUGCGAUGGUAAGGACCCGCCGACAAAGAACGCGAACUGA
Molecule: messenger RNA, 576 nt
Organism: Trematosphaeria pertusa
Lineage: Eukaryota; Fungi; Ascomycota; Dothideomycetes; Pleosporales; Trematosphaeriaceae
Exons: 2
Coding region: 1-576 (191 amino acids)
Source: RefSeq, a predicted model, not a curated record